Molecule: messenger RNA, 960 nt
Organism: Seminavis robusta
Lineage: Eukaryota; Bacillariophyta; Bacillariophyceae; Naviculales; Naviculaceae
Source: the annotation of a GenBank genome assembly
AUGAAGGACGAGAAGAAAGAAAAAAGUGCCAGUGAAGACACGGAUCCUCCAGGCACCCAGAAGACUACUAAGCCCGACCAAGCCAACAAUAAAAAGCCACGCCACGGUGAUGAUGAAGUGACUGCCGUCGGUCGAAUCCGACACAUGAAUGUGCACUGGUUGAAGAAUCAUAGUUACAAUGGACUCGUCCGUUCGCCACAAUUCCAAGAGUACGCAAUCCGCCACAUGGACGAAAUCGAGAGACUUCAAACGACCCAACACGAAAUUGACUUGACCGAGUUGGUCUACAAGGAUCCCAAAACGGAACUAAAAAAACACUUGGAACAACUCUACCAGGAACGAUUUAAAAUUCGAACACCACCCAGCCACUUUCAACCCAUGGCAUGUUCCUUUUUGACGGGGACACACUUUCCUCCCAAAAGCAUGUCGGUGCUUUUGGAUUUUUGCGAACGAUUCCAAAUUUGCAUUUCUGCCUUUUGCAAUCGAUACGGAAAAGUCAAGGGACGCAAUUGUACCAAUGCCGAUUGGAAAAAACUCGUACUCAGCCACGCCCAUCGACAUUCCCUACGCGUCAUUCGACUGCGACCCAAACCCAAAACGGCACCACCGAUUGAAUUCAAUCAUGCUGGCUAUCAGGUACUGGAACGACUGCAUAAUUUGAAGGAAUUGGAAAUUUCACUGGCGCACGACUAUGAGGGAGUGUUGUUGGAUCCAACCUGUCUCUCUGUGGACUAUUUGGAAGAAUUGGUGUUGUGGCAUGUCGGACCCAACACGAGUCGGGAAAAAUUGGCGGGGUUGGUCAAGAGAGCCAAACGCCUGAAACAACUCACACUGCACAAACCAGAGUUGUUGAAACAAGAAGACGACGACGAUGAGAGUGAUGAUUUGGCAAUGUGGUUGCAAAAGCUGGCCAAAGAAAAAGGGGGAAAUCCGAAUUUGCAAGUGACAAUAAAAGAGUAA